Cutaneotrichosporon oleaginosum is the source of this 1711-nucleotide messenger RNA. RefSeq lists its product as uncharacterized. NCBI's taxonomy places the organism in Eukaryota, Fungi, Basidiomycota, Tremellomycetes, Trichosporonales, Trichosporonaceae. Gene Ontology annotation, molecular function: CC tRNA cytidylyltransferase activity; ATP:3'-cytidine-cytidine-tRNA adenylyltransferase activity; RNA binding. Gene Ontology annotation, biological process: tRNA 3'-terminal CCA addition. The record is from RefSeq and is a predicted model, not a curated record.
CUUCUGCAUGCUCUCCAACCGUCUAGCACGACCACUCCGCCGCUUCUACAUGGCCUCCGCCCGUCCCGUUAUUGCCGCAGGCGCCAUCCGCCUCUCCGACACCGAGGACAAGUUCGUGACUCUCCUCGACGAGUUCUCGCGUGGCUACAACCCCCCAAUCGAGUGCCGCAUUGCGGGCGGCUGGGUGCGGGACAAGAUCCUUGAUCUUCCCUCUCAUGACCUCGAUGUUGCGCUGUCCACGACGAGCGGGUAUGCGUUCGCUGAGGCAUUCGUCGCCUUCCUCCAUGAGCACGGCGUGACCACAGGCAGCGUGGGGCGCGUCGCUGCAAACCCCGAGCAGAGCAAGCACCUUGAAACGGGAACUACAAGAGUGCUGGGUUUAGAGUGCGACUUUGUUGGCUUGCGCAGUGAAACGUACACCGACUCUCGCAUCCCGGACCAGGUCAAGCUCGGAACGCCGCUCGAGGACGCCUUGAGGCGUGACCUGACGGUCAACAGCUUGUUCUUCAAUGUCCACUCGCGCGAGGUCGAGGAUUGGACGCGACAUGGCCUGUCUGAUUUGACGAAGCGCAUCGCGCGCACUCCGCUUCCUCCGAAGCAGACAUUCCUCGAUGACCCCCUCCGUGUCCUUAGGUGCAUCCGCUUCGCGUCCCGCUUUGACCUCGCCAUUGAGCCCGACGUGAGCGCAGCCAUAAUGGAGGGCGAUAUUAAGGCUGCUCUUAAGACCAAGGUGUCCAAGGAACGCGUUGGUAUUGAGACGACCAAGAUGCUUCAGAAGGCCCCACUGCGCGCCAUGGAGCUCAUUGACGAGCUCGGCCUCCACUCCAGCAUCUUUGUGGUGCCGGAUCAGAACAUCCAGCCGCCGCAUGACCGCGGAGAAGGUUUGAAGGCCACUCAAAUCCUCGCCGCUGUACUUGAGCGCGAGGGACGGUGGAAGGGCAGCGAGGCACUGUGGCUCGCGGCGGCCGUUUGCCCCUUCCGGGGCGCGAUCGCCGCCGAGAAGAAGAAGGAUUCGCCUGCAGCAGCAGUGGUGGUCUCAGAAGGUCUUAAGCUGUCUAACGAGCUCAAGCUCGGUGUGUCGAACCUGUUCGAGGCGGCCUCGCUCUUGGAUCCCAAGGUCCAAGGACGCGCGCGCAUUGGCACGACGCUUCAGCUCCCCGCCGUGAAGCCCUGGGAGAGCAGCAUUGUCUGGGCUGUGGUCGACCGCAUCUUGCCCACUUGGGAAGGAACAUGGGGCGCAGAACAGGACGCGAUUCUCGUGGAAUGGACCACAUUCUACGACAAAAUUGUAGCCCUCGGACUGCCGGAGAGUAUCAAGCAGCCCCCACUGGUCAACGGCAAGGAGCUGCAGGCCAUCCUGAGUCUGCCACCAGGCCAGCUUAUCCAGGUCAUUCUCAAGGCCAUCAACUGGUGGCAGCUGGACCAUCCUGAGAAGACGAAGGAAGAUGCAGCGGCGUGGGUCGCGGAGCAGUGGGCGGGCGAGGCUCGGGCCAAGUGGGAGGCGGAUAUCCCUCCCCACAUUCCAAAGGCGAAGAAGAAGGGCGCGGAGAAGAAACAGCAGCAGCAGAAGCAGCAGACUCAGAAGAGGCCAUAGGGGGGCGCGGCGCGCGGCUCUCCCAGUGCCAAGCGCCAAUGCGUACGAUAGACUCUACAUAGUACAUAUAUACACUUUACAAGCGAUCACCAAACGAGAUUGUGAAGGGUCGCAAUU